AUGGAUGGAUGGAUGGAUGGAUGGAUGGAUGGAUGGAUGGAUGGAUGGAUGGAUGGAUGGAUGGAUGGAUGGAUGGAUGGAUGGAUGGAUGGAUGGAUGGAUGGAUGGAUGGAUGCGAGAUUGAUCGAUAAAUGUUUGUCACCGUACCAUGGUGCAGAAAACACAUUUUUAAUCGCUCAGAAAAAAAAAAAACAAAUAAAAUGCUGCCUAAAUAAUACGUGUAUUAUUGCAUUGCAUUUAUAG
Molecule: messenger RNA, 243 nt
Organism: Echinococcus granulosus
Lineage: Eukaryota; Metazoa; Platyhelminthes; Cestoda; Cyclophyllidea; Taeniidae
Exons: 2
Coding region: 1-243 (80 amino acids)
Source: RefSeq, a predicted model, not a curated record